AUGUUGGCUGCUCGUGGCACAGCGGCGGGGGUGGCGGUGCAGCGGCCCGCACGCGGCGCAGUUCGCGUCUUCGCCGCCGGCGAUGAGGGAGCACGCAGGGGCAACCUCCGCGGCCGGUUCUCGCGCAGGCCGCGCGCUGACGGGGACAAGCCCGACUUCAAGGACUUCCUGCCGCUGCCCAAGCCGGCGCACCUGGUGUACAUCAAGCCCACCGUGGCGGUCGUCACCGACGUCGCCAGCCGCAGCAGCGUCGGCAUCAAGAUGACCAUCGGGGACAAGUAA
Messenger RNA from Monoraphidium neglectum, 282 nucleotides. RefSeq lists its product as hypothetical. The record is from RefSeq and is a predicted model, not a curated record. The transcript has 3 exons. NCBI's taxonomy places the organism in Eukaryota, Viridiplantae, Chlorophyta, Chlorophyceae, Sphaeropleales, Selenastraceae. Bases 1 to 282 code for a protein of 93 amino acids.